Diabrotica balteata is the source of this 547-nucleotide messenger RNA. Lineage: Eukaryota; Metazoa; Arthropoda; Insecta; Coleoptera; Chrysomelidae. The record is from the annotation of a GenBank genome assembly.
UUUAAUUUGUUAUUACUUACGGUGAAGCAAGCAAGUCAGUAUGAAAAUUUUGUUAUUUUUGGUAGGUUUUUUAAUUGCAACAGUAGCAGCUGAAGAAAAAUAUACUAGUAAAUACGAUUCUAUCGAUUAUCGUUCGAUAUUGGCUAGCGAGAGGUUGUUAAAACAUUAUUAUGAUUGUUUGAUGGAUGUAGGGCCGUGUACACCCGAUGGAAAAGAAUUGAAAAGUGUUAUAUCAGACGCAUUGAAAACGGAAUGUAUAAAAUGCACAGAAAAACAAAAAGAAGGUGCGAAAGAAGUAAUCGAAUUUUUGGUCAAGAAUAAAGUCGACUGGUGGAAUAAUAUGUUGAAUAAAUACGAUCCUGAUGGAAUUUACAAGGCAAAAUAUCAAGAUGAAUGGAGGAAGAUGGGUUAUCCAUUCUAAAGAUAUGUGAUUGUAAUAAAAUUUAAACAUGAAGUUUACACAUUAUUUUUUUUUAAUUGUGGGUGAUGUAAAUUAAUGUAAUUUUUAUGUAAUAUACUUAACCUAAUAAAAGUCUUGGGAUAAUAA